AUGUUUCUUGCUAUUUGCCAUUUCCUGUUGUUUGGUGCAUCUUGUGAAGCCUAUGAGAAUUUAGCACUUAAGAGACCUGCCACUCAAGAGAAUGACUGGCCUGAUCAACCUAUAACCUGGGGAGCAGCAAAGGCGGUGGAUGGAAAAUAUUCUGACCGCAGAGCAGGCGGGAACCAGUGUACAAUAUCAGCUGACGAAAAACAGGCAGCAGAGUGGAGAGUAGAUCUUCAGAGAUUGGUCAGCAUCAGUCACAUCAACAUCUUCUAUAGGACUGAUAAUAGACCCAGUCCAAGCCCUUAUGUUCCGCGAAUGGCUGGAUUUUUUCUUUACGUUUCCAAUUCAACUUCAAGACACGACGGCUAUCUUUGUUUCCAUGAGAUUCAAAAUGUAGUCGGUACCCCAUCAGAGGACCAGAGAAUAAACUGUUCUGUGCAUGGACAAUAUGUCAUUUACUACAACGAACGGAGACAGGAUGUGACGUACCCUAGUUACUACUCUACAUAUGCAUUUAAUGAACUAUGUGAAGUGGAAGUUUUUGGGUGCCCGAGCCCGCGGUUUUACGGAGAGAACUGUGCCCAACCUUGUCCGGAAAAAUGUCAAGAGCAACAUUGUGAUAUAAAUACAGGCUACUGUCUGGGUUGUGUACCUGGGUAUCGAGGACCUUUUUGCAGUAAAGAAUGCAGUGAACAAACGUAUGGAUUGGAGUGUUCUGUGUCAUGUGGUAACUGUACCAAUGGGGAAACCUGUCACCAUGUCAACGGCACGUGCCUCAAUGGUUGUAAUGUUGGGGUGAUGGACAAGAAAUGUCAGACUGCAUGUCUGUCGGGCCUCUAUGGCAGGGACUGUAGAUAUACAUGCAGUGAUAACUGUGGUGUACCAAACAGAUGUGACAGGUUUACUGGAGAGUGUGACGGAGGAUGCCAACCUGGGUGGAAGGGAAUCCGAUGUGAUCAGAGUAAUGAUGAUUCGCCAGAUUCUGUCAUCGCUGGAGUCGUAGGAGGAGUCGUCGCCGCUGUUGUGCUUGUCAUCAUCAUCAUAAUUUCUUUCCUGGUAUUCAGACGGUAA
Messenger RNA from Saccostrea echinata, 1065 nucleotides. RefSeq names its product multiple epidermal growth factor-like domains protein 10. The transcript has 7 exons. The record is from RefSeq and is a predicted model, not a curated record. Gene Ontology annotation, molecular function: scavenger receptor activity. Bases 1 to 1065 code for a protein of 354 amino acids. Lineage: Eukaryota; Metazoa; Mollusca; Bivalvia; Ostreida; Ostreidae.